Messenger RNA from Oreochromis aureus, 2701 nucleotides. It is a transcript of the gene pmm1, whose product is annotated as phosphomannomutase 1. Gene Ontology annotation, biological process: mannose metabolic process; protein N-linked glycosylation; GDP-mannose biosynthetic process. The record is from RefSeq and is a predicted model, not a curated record. Gene Ontology annotation, molecular function: phosphomannomutase activity. The transcript is spliced from 8 exons. The coding region runs from base 335 to 1120 and encodes 261 amino acids. Gene Ontology annotation, cellular component: cytosol. NCBI's taxonomy places the organism in Eukaryota, Metazoa, Chordata, Actinopteri, Cichliformes, Cichlidae.
UCCAACACGUACGGCACGCUGCGUGUGUUGAAGUGUGAUCAGAGCUGCCUCACUGAGCCAAGCGGACCCGAAACAAACAAGCAGGACUGCAGCUCAGAAGAAAGAUAAGGGAGAGAAGAGCCUCGCACUGAGAAAGAUAAUCAUCCUUAUUUAUAAAGCUGGAAGCUCAUUUUAUAUUUUUAUUUUGUUGGUUUUUACCCUGCAGCUGAUAGCGGAUGUAUUUUUUUCUUUAUGUAAAUGAGAUAUUUUUAUGCGCCUCUUUGCACAAGAGUGGACCUUGCAGUAGCAUUUCUGCUGAAAAUCUCUAGAUAAGAACAGUGAGGGAGAAGAAGAGAUGGAGAAAGCACAGGGCUUCUCUCCGGACAGAAACGUCCUCUGCCUGUUUGAUGUGGACGGCACUCUGACACCACCGAGAGAGAAAAUCGACCCGGAGCUGGAUGAGUUCUUCCAGACUCUGCGGAAGAAGGUGAAGAUCGGCAUCGUGGGAGGGUCGGACUACUCGAAGAUUGCAGAGCAGCUUGGGGAGGGAGAUGAUGUGAUACACAAGUUUGACUAUGUGUUUGCUGAGAAUGGGACGGUGCAGUACAAAGAUGGGAAACUCCUCUCAAAACAUGCCAUUCAGAACCAGAUCGGGGAGGAGCUGCUGCAGGACCUGAUCAACUUCUGCCUCAGCUACAUGGGACUCAUCAAGCUGCCAAAGAAAAGGGGUACAUUUAUUGAGUUCAGGAACGGAAUGAUCAACAUCUCCCCCAUCGGUCGGAGCUGCACGCCAGAGGAGCGAAUUGAAUUUUCUGAAAUCGACAAGAGAGAGAAGAUCAGGGAGAAAUUUGUUGCUGCCCUGAAAAAGGAGUUUGCUGGGAAGGGACUCCGGUUUACUAAAGGUGGCCUCAUCAGCUUUGACAUUUUCCCAGAGGGCUGGGACAAGAGACUGUGUUUAGAGGUGCUGGAGAGGGAAGGCUUGGAUGCCAUCUACUUCUUUGGCAAUGAGACCUCAGAUGGAGGAAACGACUAUGAAAUUUUCAACGACCCACGGACCAUCGGCUUCACGGUCUACUCUCCAGAGGACACAGCUCGGCUCUGUCGGGAGAUUUUCUUUGACGCUUUACCACAUGAGUCCUGAUGUCCCGAACUGCCCCCUUUCUCCUCAUGCACAAGCCCCGUCUGAACACGAGUCUGUGGCCGUCUGCCGGCGAGCCCAGGCUUUUUUAAACUGACGAAAGGUACUGAUCUCUCCAUGUUUUUAAUAUUUCUAUUAAAUUUAAAUGGACUGAAGCGGGGUGAAUGGGCUACACCUGUACGGAAAGUCACAGUUCUUUUUUUAAAGAAAAGAAGGGAUGUUGACGAGGGAAGUGUUACAUGUGCAGAGGACUGUGCCAGGAGAUGUUCUCUGACCGGAGAGUUGCGUUACUGUGACGUGCAGCACGUUCACUUUGAGAGAUUGUAACACUUGAUGCAGUUUUUAAAUAAUGUCAUUCUCCAGAUUGAUGAUUUGCACUAAUGCUGACAUAAUUUUUUGCCAAUAAUUGGUAUUGUCUUUUUAACUCUGCUGAUGGAGGCGAGCAGUGUGAGAGACUGAUAUUAAACAGAAUGAUUCUAUGAGAAUUUCUAUGAAAACGAGAUCGGAUUUAAGGGCCUUUUUUUAAAUCUCAAGUUGAGGAUACAGAGGAAUCAUUCCAGAUGUUUUAAUGUCUGAACUGUACGUGUUUGACUGUUUUACCGUGUGAUCACAAGGACGUUGGAUUUAUGUUUUAACUUCUUUAACAGAAAGAAGCUUGCUGCCAUUUCUCAAUCUGCUUCUCAAAGCUCUUUAAAUCACAUCUAAGGGAAGGUUCUAAAGAUUCUGACUCGGUGAAUUUACUGUAAUCAGUGAAUUAAGCUACUGCCACUGUAUACUUAUGUGACUCAAUAUGGAAACUUUUUCUUACAAGCUGUACUUUUGCCUGCAUGUGAUACGCGUGACUGCAUCUGCUGAUGGUUUUCCAGUUGUAUGACAUCAUCAACAGCUGCUUAAAGUGGACCAUCAGGCUCAUUUCCAGCUGCUUAUAUUUAUUCUUUGACUCAUGCUAGUCUUUAGUUAUCCUACACUGAACCUUGCUGCAGCUCAUCCUCUGUCUGAAACAAGCCACUUUAGCUCCUCUCUUCUUAUGCAAACUUUCUUCUGAUUGGCUGCUUGUCCUAAACCAAAGGUUUGAGAACAACAGGAGACAAUUGAGUACUGAGGAUAUCCGUAGAUGGAGCCGAUAUUGGAAAAAACUCUGUGAAACUGAGGUUUUAGAGCAGUCUGAAGCCUGAGGUGUUCAUUCAUGUAAGAGCAUUAUAGGUCCUCUUUAAAGUAUUGCAAAAAUGCCUUUUAAUCAUGUUUAAAAUGUGUUAGCAUCAUUUUUCAGUCACAUCUGUUAUUGGUCUGAAAAAAUCCAUCGUACAUCAUGGAUCAUUGAUGCAAAUAUGUGGAUUUUAUGUCAUAUAUGGAACAUAUCUGUUUCUGACUGUAAGCACUCCUUCAACCUGAAAGACUACAGGGGUUGUGUAGACUGACAUGCGCAUCUGAAUAUGAGCCUGUAACACUGACUAUACUGUAAGAUUGGUAACAUAUGGAUGGAAAUGAACCGUAUUAAAUGUUUAUUCAUUUUCUGUUCAGUGUGAUAUGUUGUCCAAGGACUAAAAUGUUUUUUCCAGUAAAUUUUUAUUGAAAAUCAAAGUG